This is a messenger RNA of Cyprinodon variegatus (sheepshead minnow), 2205 nucleotides long. Its product is annotated as ras-related protein Rab-40C-like. The transcript is spliced from 6 exons. Gene Ontology annotation, biological process: protein localization to plasma membrane; intracellular signal transduction. Gene Ontology annotation, cellular component: synaptic vesicle; plasma membrane; endosome. Bases 539 to 1438 code for a protein of 299 amino acids. The record is from RefSeq and is a predicted model, not a curated record. Gene Ontology annotation, molecular function: GTPase activity; GTP binding. Lineage: Eukaryota; Metazoa; Chordata; Actinopteri; Cyprinodontiformes; Cyprinodontidae.
GAAGAAGAAGCAUCGGCGUCACUGCCCUGCGGUUCCCUCACAGCGUCGGUACUGUCGGAAAGGCCUUGGUUUGACUUCAACAUUUUAUUCUUUCGUGAUUAAAACACGGCUUACACAGAUUGUUGGUUGAUUUAGUAUAGUUAAAUGUUAGAGAAGACGAGGUAGUUUUAACUUUACCGCUGUUUAAAUAAUGUAGCGCUAACAUUUAUCUUCGCUGGCUAGCUAACGGGUAAGCUAGCAGCCAAUGUUGUUGUUUAGAUCGCUGACUAAAACGAGAGUCUAAUACUAGACGCCUGGAAUAAUAUUUGUGUAUUUAAGUUCGGUAAGAAAUAUCAUGUAUAACGCUUAAGCAAUAGAGGCAAACAAAUAAAUAUUUAGAUACUAAUUGGAAUACUAGCUAGCCAGUUAGCCAGCGCUAACGUCAAACAGCUGUCUACUGGCGUCCGCUGACUCUCUGGGGACCCUUCGGGUUGUCCUUUAACACCGAGCCACUGAUAGUUCCUGGGGAGCUUCUAAAGCUCUCAGUAAACCUGAUCCAAUGCGUGGUAUGAUGGGAACUCAAACCAGUCCAGUCAAGAGCUACGAUUAUCUCCUGAAAUUUCUCCUGGUGGGGGACAGUGACGUCGGUAAAGGCGAAAUCUUGGAGAGUUUGCAGGACGGAUCUGUUGAGUCUCCAUACGCCUACAGCAGUGGCAUUGAUUACAAGACCACCACUAUUCUUCUGGACGGAAGACGGGUGAAGCUGGAGCUAUGGGAUACAUCUGGGCAAGGCAGAUUCUGCACCAUCUUCAGGUCUUACUCUCGUGGAGCACAGGGCAUCCUGCUUGUAUAUGACAUCACUAAUGGCUGGUCGUUUGAUGGGAUUGAUCGCUGGAUCCGGGAAAUUGAUGAGCACGCUCCAGGCGUUCCCAGGAUCCUUGUAGGGAACCGGCUUCACCUGGCCUUUAAGCGGCAAGUGCCUACAGAGCAGGCGAGGGCUUACGCUGAAAAGAACAGCAUGACCUUUUUUGAAGUCAGCCCUCUCUGCAACUUCAACGUUAUCGAGUCCUUCACUGAGCUGUCGCGUAUCGUGCUAAUGAGACACGGGAUGGAGAAAUUUUGGAGGCCCAACAGAGUCUUCAGCCUCCAGGAUCUCUGCUGCAGAUCGAUUGUCUCCUGCACACCAGUGCACCUCAUCGACAAGCUGCCGCUUCCCGUUGCAAUAAAAUCCCACCUUAAGUCCUUCUCUAUGGCCAAUGGCAUGAACGCCGUCAUGAUGCAUGGACGCUCGUACUCGGUUGCUAACAGCACAGCUUCAGGUGGCAGUGGCGGUGGAAGCAAAGCCAACAGUCUCAAACGCUCAAAGUCCUUUAAAUCUCCUCAGAGUCCACCAAAGUACUCAUCAUCCUCGUCAUCGUCCACCUCCUCCUCCUCCAAGAGCAACUGUAAAAUCUCAUAGUGACAGAGGGCGGUGGAAUCUUCCCUCCACUUUGCUGAUAUUGAAGCUGAUGCUCCAAGAGAUCAUGAGGCUGAUGAGAUCAUGUAGAGCUCACACCAGUCAGAGGUGAAUCAAGAAAUGAACUUAUUUGAUGAUGGGGGGUGAAGUUGGGCUGAGGGACUGAUUUCUGUUCUCCUUUUGCUCACCGAUGCCACCUUGUGGAUGUUCGGUUAAAUGUUCUCUAUCAAGUAAAGGAUGAUUUCCUGGGGACCAACUAAUGUGAAUCAAUGGUUAUCGCUCACCAGUUAACACUACAGAUGAUUCCCUUCUGUAAGGCAAAAUCUUGUUUAUUGGUAUUUAAAGCUAGACUUGAAGUUAUACGUGUACAUAUAUACAUGUAUGUUUGUAAAUGGGUGGCUUUUAUGUUAAAGAGCUUCUGAUGUUUUAUGUCUUGCUUUGGCAGACGUGCUUCAAUAUUAUGUGUCUUGUGGCCUUUCUGUACAGGAAAAAAACUCACAGCUGAUGUGCUAUUUAUUCAAAGCUGAGUUUGAUUUUUAAUGUUUGAUAAUGAAGUGGAAUUUAAUGGAGAAAAAAAAACUACAGCUCCUGGUUUUCAAAACUAUUAAUUCAUCUUGGACCGCUCAUUGGUUCACUUGCCAAUACAUGAUGUCUUGACUUUUUAAACCUCCUAAAUAUGAUCGGCUUUUUUUAUUUACUUUUUUUUUUAACUAUCAAAGGCAUGGUUGGUUUUUAUCUCUGUGCAGCUCUUAUUAAAAACACAACUUGUA